AUGGACGUCACAGCGCUCUGCUCCACACUGUUAAUAAAUGCAUUGAUAUUUCUGGUAGCAGAGGAUCAGUUUUCCUGUGCUGAGAGAGCUGAUGCAACUUCUCUUCGUAUUCUUCCAAACAAGCUCCAGUUCUUCGAAUAUGACUCGAUUUCUUGUGACUGUGAGGGAUUUGAUAACUUCACCGAGUGGAGAGUGAUGAGGACGAUGAAGGGGGUCAAAACGACGUGUGCUGCUCACUGGGAGACAUCAUGGGGACCGUGUUUGAUUCAACACGCCUAUCCAUUAGACAGCGGAGAAUACUGGUGUGAAACUAAAGAAGGAGAGAAAAGCAACUCCGUCUUCAUCAGUGUCACCGCUGGAUCGGUGAUCCUGGAGAGUCCUGCUCUGCCUGUGACGGAGGGAGACGCUGUGACUCUGCGCUGUAAGAACAGGAUGACCUCCUCUGACUGUAUCGCAGAUUUUUAUAAAAAUGGCAGCAGAACAGGGACCGGCUAUAAAGGAAACAUCACCAUCCACAAUGUUUCCAAGUCUGAUGAAGGAUUGUACAAGUGUAUCAUCGCUGAUGAAGAAUCAGCAGAAAGCUGGUUGGCUGUCAGAGUUUCUCCAUCACUUUAUGAAGAAACGCAUCCUCGUUACAGUUGUUCCUCCGGUCUCCUUCUGCUGAUCAUCACUCUGUCCUCGUGUCUGGCGACUCUGCUGCUGCUGGGAUUUUGUCUUUGUGCCGAACACAGAGAUGAACAUUAA
Molecule: messenger RNA, 744 nt
Organism: Plectropomus leopardus (leopard coralgrouper)
Lineage: Eukaryota; Metazoa; Chordata; Actinopteri; Perciformes; Serranidae
Source: RefSeq, a predicted model, not a curated record